Monodelphis domestica (gray short-tailed opossum) is the source of this 5864-nucleotide messenger RNA. RefSeq names its product protein phosphatase with EF-hand domain 2 (gene PPEF2). The record is from RefSeq and is a predicted model, not a curated record. Gene Ontology annotation, molecular function: Hsp90 protein binding; phosphoprotein phosphatase activity; iron ion binding. Lineage: Eukaryota; Metazoa; Chordata; Mammalia; Didelphimorphia; Didelphidae. Gene Ontology annotation, biological process: negative regulation of MAPK cascade; detection of stimulus involved in sensory perception.
AUGGGCUGCCAGAGUUUUCUACUAGAAAGGCAGAGGGACUCAGGGGGAGCUGCUCACAUCCCCUGCCCCGAAGCCCAAUGGGAGAACACAGAAGCCUUCAAGGCAGCAGUGCUGAUUCAGAGAUGGUACCGCCGCUACAUUGCCCGCCUGGAAAUGAGGAGACGAUGUACGUGGAGCAUCUUCCAAUCCAUAGAAUAUGCAGGACAACAAGAUCAGGUCAAGCUUCACGAUUUCUUCAGCUACCUUGUAGAUCACUUCACACCAAGUAGCCACAGUGAAAGAAACUUACUUAGCUGCAUGUUCACAGAGAAGAGACACCUUAAAGACUCCGAGAUGGAAAAAUACUGUGACUAUGAAUCCAUAGAGGUGCCCGACUAUUACACGGGACCCCACGUCUCCUUUCCUCUCCUGCCUGACCAUGCAACUGCCUUAGUGGAAGCUUUCAAACAAAAAAAACAGCUACAUGCUCGGUAUGUCUUAAAUAUUCUGCAUGAGGCCAGAAAGCAUCUCAUACAACUGCCAAAUAUCAACCGCAUCUCCACCUGCUACAGUGAGGAGAUCACAGUGUGUGGAGACUUACACGGCCAGCUGGACGACUUAAUAUUUAUAUUUUACAAGAAUGGCCUUCCAUCCCCUGAGAGAGCCUAUGUGUUCAACGGUGACUUUGUGGAUAGAGGCAAAGACUCAAUUGAGAUUUUGAUGAUUCUCUUUGCCUUCAUGUUGGUUUAUCCAAAGGAGUUCCACCUAAAUCGAGGAAAUCAUGAGGAUCAUAUAGUCAAUUUACGAUAUGGCUUUACCAAGGAAGUGAUGCACAAAUAUCAGGUAAAUGGCAAGAAAAUACUGAAGCUGCUGCAAGAGGUUUUUUGCUGGCUUCCAUUGGCCACCCUUAUUGACGAGAAAGUCCUGAUAAUUCAUGGUGGGAUUUCAGACAAGACCAAUCUAGAACUUUUGGAAAAACUACAGAGGCACAAGAUUAUUUCCACCAUAAGUUAUACAAAGAAAACGGAGAAAGAGAAACGGACAGAGGAAAGCCGAAGUAGCUCUUCCUGGUUAUCCCUCAAAAGCCACUCUGUGCCCUCUUCACCCCUACGCUACAGCCGGCACAAGGGGAGCAGGUCCGCCAGUAUCCCCUGCAGCUUCACGCCUGAGCGCAAGGAGAUCUCCAAGAGGGUUCGGAAAUCUGUGCAGUUGGAGUUAGAGAGAUGCUGGCAGCAAGUGAGCUUCCCAGAAUUCAAGGACAAGGAGGAGCCCUCGCUCUGCCCAUCAAAAGCGGAACCAGACCCUUGCGAUCUCCAAGACGUGAGCCAUGAGGAGUGGAAGCAGGUGGUCGACAUCCUGUGGAGUGACCCCAUGGCCCAGGAGGGCUGCAAGGCCAACAGCGUCCGAGGAGGGGGCUGCUACUUCGGACCCAACGUGACGCAGCAGAUGCUCCAAAGGCACAGCCUCCUGUUUCUGAUCCGCUCCCACGAGUGUAAGCCGGAAGGUUACGAGUUCUGCCACAAUCGCAAGGUACUGACCAUCUUCUCUGCUUCCAACUAUUAUGAAGUGGGCAGCAACCGAGGUGCCUACGUUAAACUGGGGCCGGAUCUGAUACCGCACAUCGUACAAUAUCAGACCAACAAGGCCACCCACACGCUGACCAUGCAGCAAAGGAUUAGCAGAGUUGAGGAGUCAGCUCUGAGAGCACUUCGAGAGAAACUAUUUGCUCAUUCCUCUUCACUCCUUGCUGCAUUUAAGAGCUAUGAUCCUGAUGGAACUAAUUUUAUUACCUUGAGUGACUGGUCAACUGCUGUGGAGUCUGUGCUACACCUAGGCUUGCCUUGGCGAGUGCUGAGGCCACAGCUGGUGACUCACAUUACUGGUAACAUGUUAGAAUACAAAUCCUGGCUAAGUGACUUAGCUAAGAAGCAGCUGAGUCAUGAGAACAUUCAGUCCAGCCUGCUGGAAGUGCUUUACAGAAACCGAUCCAACCUGGAGACCAUAUUUCGGAUCAUAGACAGUGAUCAUUCAGGACUCAUCUCGUUUGAUGAAUUCAGGCAGAUAUGGAAGCUCUUCAGUUCUCACAUGAACAUUGACAUAACUGAUGAAAGCAUCUGUGACCUAGCUCGGAGCAUUGACUUCAAUAAAGAUGGAAACAUUGACAUCAACGAAUUCCUUGAGGCUUUCCGCCUAGUUGAACAGUCACACCUGGAGGACAAAGACUGAGCUGAAGAGCUCAGAGACUAGUGGCAGCAGUUGUAGUAGCCAGGAAAUCCACUGACCUUGGAAUCCACCAGUCAAAGUGCCUUAUAAGACUAGCCAGACUACUAGGACAUCUCUUCUGACCCACCUUGUACCUCCAGCUUCCCCAAUACCUGUGCCCUUCAUCACCAUAAAAAACAUAUAAAUUGCAGGGUCUGCUGGCAAAUUGAAAGAUCAAACACAUUAAGCGGGAAAUGGCACCAGAAAAAAGGUUUCGUCUAGGUUUCUUGUAACAUCGCCAGUUACUUCUCCUACUAGGAGGUCAGUUAUUGAUGUUUUUUCAUUUCCCCAAUUACACAUAAAAAGUUUCUAAUUUUUUAAAAAGAAUAUUGUGUCUCAAAUUCUCUCCCUCUUUCCCUUCUCACCCUCCUAACUCCCCCCUACCAUUGAGAUGGUUUGCAGCCUCAUAGAGAUUUUACAUAUACAACCAUGUAAAACAUUUUUCAUAUUAAUCCUUUUGUGGAGGGAAACUCAAAUAAAAAAAUGUAGAAAAUGAAAACAUUUGCUUUGGUCUGGUUCAGACUCUUGUCAGUUCUUUUUCUCUGGAAGCAGAUGCCAUUUUCCAGCAUGAGACCUUUGGGUUCGUUUUGGAUCACUGUCUUGCUGAGAAUAGGUAAACCAUUCACAGUUGUUCAUUGUACAUAAUAUUCCUGUCAUUGUGUUCUCUUGGUUUGACUCAUUCUACUCUGCUUCAGUUCAUGCAAGUCUUUCCAGGUUUUUCUAAACUUCUACUGCUUGUCAUUUCUUAAAGCACAAUUUUAUUUCAUUUCAAUCAUAUGCUAAAGCUUACUCAGCCAUUCCCCAAUUGAUGGGUAUCCCCUCACUUUCCAAUUCAUUGCCUCCACAAAAAAGAGCUACUUUAAAUAUUUUUGUACAUAUAGGUGCUUCUUUCUGUUUUGUUUUGUUUUUUUUUAUCUCUUUGGGAUACAAACCUAUUAAUAGUAUUGCUAGGUCAAAGGAUAUCUACAGUUUUAUAGGUAGAGGUCCAACGCUCUCUAGAAUUACUGAAUCAGUUCACAAGUUCCCAAAAAGCACAUUCCUGUCUCAAUUUCCUCAUACCCCCUCCAGGUUUUGUCAUUUCCUUUUCUGUCAUAAUAGCCAAUAUGAGAGGUAUGGAGUGGUACCUCAAAGUUAUUUUAAUUUGCAUUAUUCUAAUUAAUAGUGAUUUAGAGCAUUUUUUGCAUGACUAAAGAGUGCUUUAAUUACUUUGCCUGAGAACUGCCUGUCGUAUCCUUUGACCAUUUAUCAAUUGGGGAAAGGCUUGUACUCAUAUAUUCAACUAAUUUCUCUAUAUAUUUGAGAAAUGAGGCCUUUUAUUAGAGAGAUUUUGUUUAAAAAUUUUCAUACCAUUAUGAUUAUUACUCUCCAUCCUAUUUCUCCCUAUUUAGUUUUUGAUAUCCACUUCCUGCAGUUUCCCUCUUUUCUAUCAGCUCCAUCCCCUUUCUCUUAUCUCUUUCCCCUCCUACUUUCUUGUAGGGUAAGAAAGAUUUCUAAACCCAAUUGAUUGUACAUGUUUUUCUCUCAUUGAACCAAUUCCAAUAAGAGUAAGAUUCACCUGCUCCCCUCUCCCCCUCUCCCAUUUUCCCCUCCACUGUAAAACCUCUUUCAUGCCUCUUUUGUGUGAAUUUGUCCUAUUUUUCCUUUCCUGUCUCCCAAUGCAUUUGUCUUUCUCAUGCCUUAAUUUUAUUUUUUAUAUCAUUCCAUCAUAUUCAAUUCAUGCCCUUGCCCUGUGUCUAUGUAUACUCCUUCUAACUACUCUAAUAAUAAAAAAGUUCUUUGGAGUUAUAAGAAUCAUCUCCCCAUUUAUAGAUGUGCACUGUUUAACCUUACUGAAUGUCUUUUGAUUUUUCUUUCUUGUUUACCUUUUUAUGCUCCUAUUAAAUCUUCUAUUUGAGUCAGAUUUUCCAUUCAGCUCCGGUAUUUUCAUCAGGAAUAUUUGAAAGUCCUCUAUUUCAUUGAGUACCCAUUUUUCACCCUGAAAAACUAUACUCAGUUUUGCUGGGUAAAUGAUUCUUGGUUGAAGUCCAAGAUCCUUUGCCCUCUGGAAUAUCAUAUUUCAGGUCCUCCAGUCUUUUAAUGCAGAAGCUGCUAAAUCUUGUGUUAUCCUGACUGUGGCUCCAUGAUAUUUGAAUUAUUUCUUUUUGCAAUAUUUUCUUCUUGACCUGGGAGUUCUGGAAUUUGGCUAUAAUAUUCCUGGGAGUUAUCCUUUUGGGAUCUCUUUCAGGAGGUGAUUUGUUGAUCUUUCAAUUUCUAUUUUGUCUUCUGGUUCUAGAACAGCACUAACAAAGUACUAGCACAUGUGCACAGUCAGCACUCUGGGAACUGCUCUGUUCCCCUCUCUUCCCAGGAUCAUGUCUUUAAAAAAAAAAAAGAUAAAAGAGAAGUUUUUGUGCCCUGAUGGGGAACUUGUGCUUUUGUUAUGGAGAGGGGGAAAGAGAGGAGAACCCCCUUCUCAAAGUGGGGUUCAGGGGAGACAGCAAAUGUUGGCUCAGAAAGAGGGGAAGGGGUUUGAAGAUUUUCCUCCUUCUGCCUUCCCUUCUUAGCUAAAGCUGCUCUCUCCAAUUCUCUCUUAUCCCUCUUGUCCCCUCUCUACUACUCAAGACCGAAAGGUCUCCCCUUGAUCCGUUCACUCACACUCAGCUUGGGGAACAGAUAACUUUUAAUGAUAACUCAAUCAGGUAAUACAAAAGAAAUAACCGGCAGGGAAGAAUGGGAAAAGUAAAGUGGGGAAAGGGAGACCCCGUCUCUAUCUAAACCCUUUUCCUCUCUCCUCAAGUUUGGGGGGAACUCAGGCCUUGGCAGCCUGAGCCCCCUGAGAGAAAGUCAGGUUGACUCACCCCUGGGCAACAGGAGCUGAGGUAAAGUCUGCCCAGGUUUCUCUUCAGAAAGUCCCUUCAAUUGAGAAGUGUUAGGGGGAAGGAUUUCCAGUCAGGAAAAGUGGGUAACCAUCAGGAGAAAGUCUUUUUCCCAGCACUUUUUCUCUAGUGCCAGCCUCUAUCACAAUCAGAAGACAUUUUUUGCAUGCCCUACCUCUCUAUCCAGUUGCCCAAAGUGAGCAUUUCCUUCCUCUACUCUUUGGGGUAAUACGGGGGCUAACAGGCAACUUAAAGUUGCAGUCUGGGCACACGAACUUGAAAUCCUCUGCCAAUGGUAUUCUAGAAUAUAAGGACAGUUUUCCUUGGUGAUUUUUUGAAAAAUAAUGCUUAAGUUCCUUUUUUAAAAAUCAUAGCUUUCGGGUAACCCAUAAUUCUUAAAUUAUGUCUCUUAGAUUUAUUUUUCAUGUCAGUUACUCUUCCAAUGAGAUAUUUCACAUUUUCUUCUAUAUUUUUUUCGAUUCUUUUGACUUUGAUUUUAUCUUGAUGUCUCAGAGCCAUUAUCUUUCCAUUUGCCCAAUACUGUUUUUAAGACAUCAUUUUCUUGAAUGAGCUUUUGUUCUUCCUUUUCCAUAUGGCUAAUUCUACUUUGUAAAGAGUUCUUUUCCUCACUAGAUUUGUAUACUUCUUUUUCAAAAUGGCCAAUUCUGCCUUUCAAGAAAUUCUUCUCUUCAGUGCAUUUUUGUAUGUCUUUUUCCCAUUUGGCCAAUUCUCCUUUUUAAAAGAGUUCUUCUCUGCAUUGGAUUUUUG